Messenger RNA from Pseudoliparis swirei, 2461 nucleotides. Its product is annotated as T-box transcription factor TBX10. The record is from RefSeq and is a predicted model, not a curated record. Gene Ontology annotation, molecular function: DNA-binding transcription factor activity, RNA polymerase II-specific; RNA polymerase II cis-regulatory region sequence-specific DNA binding. Gene Ontology annotation, cellular component: nucleus. The transcript is spliced from 8 exons. Lineage: Eukaryota; Metazoa; Chordata; Actinopteri; Perciformes; Liparidae. The coding region runs from base 1277 to 2461 and encodes 394 amino acids. Gene Ontology annotation, biological process: regulation of transcription by RNA polymerase II; cell fate specification; positive regulation of DNA-templated transcription.
UUUUAAUUAUUAAUUUAGUUCUUCAAACUUGUCUCAGAGGAAGGCCAGUUUUAUAGCUUCUCUCAGCAGCAUAACUGUUUUCAGCUGCGCUCACAUAAAAAUGGUUUUCAAGGGUUUUCCACCCCUCCGUUAGUCUUCUAAGGCGAUAACACAAUGUACUAUUAGAGCACUGGAGAUGGGCCUCUACACACCUCUGUAGAGACUUCAUUAACACCAGAGAAUAGUCAUUUACACAUUAACUAUGUAGAGAGUGUAUUUAUGAUUAAUUUAGUUAUCUUCAUUGAAAAAAAGUGCUUUAUUUUGAAAAAUAAGGACAUUUCUAAGUGACCCCAAACUUUUGAAUGGUAGUGUAUAUAUAAUGCAGCCUAACAACAGAAAUGACCCUCUCAGGAAUUUACCAGCACGGCUUCGGCUUUAUUGGAGCGCCUGCUGAGGUCAUACAUAUCACACAGAUUUCAUUCUCAGGGGUCAUCAUUGAUCACAAGGACCCCUUUAGAAAAAGAACAAUAUGAAUACAAUCAGUUGUACUUAAGAGAGACAUCCAAUGACAUAUGACAUCUUUUUUUUUCCGCCCGUGGUCCUGAAAGCUGUGAUUAAUGAGCUGAUCUCGGGAUGUGAAUUGGCCUAUUGACAACCCUAAAAGUCGUCUUGUGCUUUAUUAAAAAAGAAAAAGCCUGCUUUCCUGCUUUUGGAUCCCUCAGGCUGGAACCCUUCGACACCGUCCCAUCAUAGAGCCACAUGAGGCUACACACACACACACACACACACACACACACACACACACACACAUUACAACCACGCCACUAAACCUUUGCAACUCGCAUUUGUACUCAGACGACUUUGAUUCCUCAACAUCACACAUCGAAUAAUUGCCGUUGUGCAUCCGAUACGUGUGCUAGAAUAAUUGCAAUUAAAUCUAAACCAGGAAGGUCUUCUAACUCUCUAAUUACUCUGGUGUUGAAAGUAGGCUUAUGAAUAAUAAAAAGCAGCGUGUUGCUGUCUUCAUCUGUCCACACUCGGUAACCCUGGGCUGAUUGGGGAGGUUAUUUGCGUCCUCCUGGUCGGUCAAGACGAGCUCCACUUGGGGCCUUCAGGCGAUAUAAAACAAUGGCAAACGCAAGCAAGGACCUCUAGAUGCUCCAAAACGGUGGUGUGUGUGUGUGUGUGCACAAAUCUCGGGGCCACAUGCAUGCAUGCGCGUGCAGCUGUGAUGUAUUGUAAUGGAUGAGGCAGGCGUCGGGUCCCCAGUGAGAGUCUGGAGGUUUAUAAAACCGGCAUGUUCCCGGACACCAGCGGACACUCCUCACGCCGCAGCACCUGGGAGGAAGACCUGCGAGGAAGAUCUAUUUCAUCCGACCUCGAUUUAUUUAUCCGUCGACGAUGUCGUGACGGCCGUCGCUCGUCAGAAGUGUCGGGAGGGACGGCGGCGACCGGAGGAAUCGAACCGACGGACACGUCGCAUCUCGUAAGCCUUCGAAUUAUGGAGGGUCCCCCUCUGUCUCACAGCUGCGAGCUAUCCCUGCCCUUCUGCGCCGACGGCGCCGGCUCGCCGACCGGCGCCAAGGCCCACCAGGUCGGCGGGGUCAGAGUUCAGCUGGAGAUGCACGCGCUGUGGCAGCAGUUUGACCAGCUGGGCACGGAGAUGAUCGUCACCAAAGCCGGAAGGAGGAUGUUUCCGACAUUCCAGGUGCAAAUCUCCGGGAUGGAUCCGACGGCCGAGUACGUGCUCCUCAUGGACUUUCUCAUCGUCGACGACAAACGAUACAGGUACGCGUUCCACAGCUCGUCCUGGUUGGUGACGGGUCGGGCGGAUGUCGUCGCCCCGAGCCGGAUGCAUUUCCACCCGGACUCGCCCGCCUGCGGCGCCCAGUGGAUGAAGCAGACCGUCUCCUUCGACACCCUCAAGCUCACCAACAACCUGCUGGACGACAACGGGCACAUGAUAUUGAACUCCAUGCAUCGCUACCAGCCGCGCUUCCACGUGGUCUACGUGGACCCGGCCCCCGACAGCCACUUGAACGCGUACAGGAACUUCUGCUCCUUUUCCUUCCCUGAGACGCGCUUCAUGGCCGUCACUGCCUAUCAGAACCACAGGAUCACCCAGCUAAAAAUUGCCAGCAACCCAUUCGCUAAAGGCUUCAGGACGACGGACCCCCAGAACCGGGUGGGUUAUUCUGGACCCCUGGCAGCGUGGUGUCCACCAGAGGGCAGUGCUGAGCUGCUCGCCACCAAACCUGGAGAGGAACAGAGGAUCUGGGGCUCAAAGACGACAACCAGAGAGGAGGAGCCGGCUCUGUUGCUCGGGGAACAGUGUGGACUGUUCCACCACUGCAAAGACUCUGUGGGACUCACCAUGGAGGUGAAGGAUGGGGAUGGCGUAUUGGCAGCGGCCUCCUUCCUCCCUGUUCCUCCCUACUGGGACUGUCCAGGGUCGUCGGAGGAGAGAGGCAGUCUGUCUUAG